AUGUCGUCAGAUACAAAGCCUAUAGCACCCGAGGCGUUUUCCAUUGCCAUACAGGAGCUCACGGACGACAACUUACAUUCUAUACGCAGCCAGUUGCUCCUUUCCAUCUCAAAGUUGUCGGAAACUAACGAAAUGUUGAAACUGGAAAUUGAGAACGCAGACUCCACCGAUGAAGCUCGGGCUGAUGUAGCAUUGUAUGGCGAGACCAUAGAGGAAAAUAAUGAGGUGAUACGGAACCAGCGCCAGCGGGUGGAGAUGUUGGACACGGAAUAUAAAAGGCGAGGAAUAGAAAGGCGAGAAAUUUAA
This is a messenger RNA of Meyerozyma guilliermondii ATCC 6260, 306 nucleotides long. RefSeq lists its product as uncharacterized. The record is from RefSeq and is a predicted model, not a curated record. The transcript has a single exon. Gene Ontology annotation, biological process: proteasome regulatory particle assembly. Lineage: Eukaryota; Fungi; Ascomycota; Pichiomycetes; Serinales; Debaryomycetaceae. Bases 1 to 306 code for a protein of 101 amino acids. Gene Ontology annotation, molecular function: protein-macromolecule adaptor activity.